Molecule: messenger RNA, 2340 nt
Organism: Fusarium oxysporum Fo47
Lineage: Eukaryota; Fungi; Ascomycota; Sordariomycetes; Hypocreales; Nectriaceae
Product: amino acid permease-domain-containing protein
Exons: 4
Coding region: 319-2172 (617 amino acids)
Biological process (GO): amino acid transmembrane transport
Cellular component (GO): membrane
Molecular function (GO): amino acid transmembrane transporter activity
Source: RefSeq, a predicted model, not a curated record
GCCGAAGUGGCCGAAGUUCCCCUUUCGCCUCCGUACCUUUCAUUCCUUCGCCCGUGCUUUUUUCUUUUUGCAUGCAUCUGCAUCUUUUUUAUCUAGUGGCCUCCCCGUCAAAUCGUGUCGAUCACUUGCUUUUUUCUUCCCUCGUUUUCUUUUUAUCCGUACUUGCGAUGACAUGCGGCUCACGGACCAGACCAUAAUUCCCACGUUGUUGUUUUUUACAUAAUUACCUGCAUCUGACUCCACCGCAUCAAUUAAGGCUUGGCGCCUUUUUUUCACCCACGAUCUUUCUCUCGUUUUCAUAACAUAAUACCCCUCAAAAUGUCACAUGAUAAACCCAAGACCACCGACAUCAAAGUCGAAGUGGCCCUCACUCGCGAUGUCGAGAUCAUCGAGAUGAGAAACAUGAGCAAUGCCUCGCACAAAGAUGAAAACACAACGACAUGGGCCAUCUCAGCGCCGAAGCAGGAAGACGACAAGGAGCAGAAUGAUUGGCUCGAUGGAUUCAGAAGAGCGGACAGGAGAAAAUUGAAGAAGGGUUGGGAUAAGGGGUAUCACUCUGAGCCGAAGCCUCAUGUUCCGGGGGAUCGAUAUUUCGAUAUUCGUGCGGCGAACGCAAAGACUGCUACGUCGGCGCUGGCGAGGGAAUUGAAGGGCAGGCAUUUGCAGAUGAUUGCUUUUGGCGGUGCUAUUGGUACCGGUUUGUUCAUCACUUCUGGCAGUGCUCUUCACCAAGGUGGUCCUGGAAGUGUUCUCCUCUCAUACGUCGUCAUCGGCGCACUUCAAUACUGCACCAUGCAAUCGCUCGCUGAGCUCUGUGUCAUCUUCCCCAUCGCCGGUUCGUUCUCUGCUUUCUCGACUCGCUUUCUGGAUCCUUCUUGGGGUUUUUCUAUGGGAUGGAACUACUGUCUUCAAUGGCUCUUCACUCUUCCGCUUGAGAUCAUUGCUGGCGCAUUCACAAUCACUUACUGGAACGAAGACAUCUCCAAAUCCGUUUUUGUUGCCAUUUUCUUAGCAGCCAUUUUCAUCAUCAACUUGUUUGGCGUUAAAGCGUACGGUGAAGCUGAAUUCGUCUUCUCCAUCAUCAAGGUCACUGCGAUCGUAGCCUUCAUUCUUCUUGGAAUUGUAAUCAACAUAGGAGGCGAACCUACCUCGGGCUACAUCGGAGGCCGCUAUUGGAUCGACCCCGGCUUAUUCAACAACGGCUUCAAAGGCUUCUGUUCCGUACUCGUGACAUCAUGCUUCUCCUUUACCGGCACCGAACUCAUCGGCCUCGCAGCAGCGGAAACAGCCAAUCCUCGCAAAUCCCUCCCGAGCGCCAUCAAGCAGGUCUUCUGGCGCAUCACCCUCUUUUACAUUGUAGCCCUGAUGCUCGUCAGCCUUCUUGUUCCCCACGACGACCCGAGAAUCUUGGACGCUAGCUCCUCCAACUCUGCGGCCUCACCUUUUGUCGUCGCUAUCGAAACUGCCGGAACCACUGUGCUGCCCAGUGUUAUGAACGCUGUUAUUCUCAUUGCUGUCAUCAGCGUUGGCAACUCGUCGGUCUUUGGUUCUUCGCGAACCCUUGCUGCUCUUGCUGAUCAAUCCAUGGCACCGGCUAUCUUCUCCUAUGUUGAUAAACAGGGUCGACCUUUGGCUGCUAUUAUCUUUUCUUGCUGUAUUGGACUUUUAGCUUUCAUCGCUGACCUGAAGGCUCAUGAUGUCGUCUUCAACUGGUUGUUAUCCAUUAGCUCUCUCGCGACUCUCUUUACUUGGGGCAGCAUCUGUCUUACUCAUAUCCGCUUCCGCAACGCAUGGGCACACGCGGCACAUACCCUCGAGCAACUACCAUUCCGCUCACGACCCGGCACAUACGGCUCCUGGUUCGCUCUGGCUGGAUAUGUCCUUGUCUUGUUGAGCCAAGUCUGGAUAGCUGUCGAUCCUGUUGAUCACAAAACGAACGAGACCACAAACGACAUUGUGCAGAACAUUUUCCUUAAUCUCAUGGCUGUUCCCAUUGUCCUGAUCAUGUACCUCGGACACAAGCUUUGGUACAGAACGAACUUUGUGGCUUUGGAUGAUAUUGAUAUCCAGACUGGACGACGUUAUUAUCGUGUCCAUUUGAUGAGUGAUCAGGAGAGGGAGGCACGUGUUACCUGGCCUUUGUGGAAGAGGGCUUACCGAUAUUUCUGUUAAUGAAGCGUUGUCUCUAUUUGUAUUCCUCUGGCUUGGAUAUGAGUUACCAGAUCAGCUUUUUUGAGAAGGCAUAAUUAAGGAAUUUCAUGACAUUGACCAAACCUUGAUUCUGUCAAACCACUCGUUUUGUGUCUUUUAUGUCGUAGUUGUAAUCAUUGCAGUCAUGGC